UGGAGAGAGAGAGAGAGAGAGCGAUCUGAGAUUGAAAAGAAUGAGCAAGGAACCAGCAGGGAGGACUGCAAGAGAGAAGGGUGCAGGUGGUGUUUGGGAGAUUAGAUUUAUAAAUGAGGAAAAGUAAUCUCCUUGGUGUUACAAUUUGAGGCAGGCUUGUUCAGCUUUAGUUAUUCUAAUUGAAAACAGACAAAGCUGACACAGGAGACAGCAGACGCUGGAAUCUGGAGCGACACACAAGACGCUGGAGGAACUCAGCGGGUCAGGCAGCAUCUGUGGAGGGAAACGGACAGUCGGCGUUUCGGGUCGAGACGCCUCAUCCGGACUGGAAGAGUAGAGGGGAGAGAGCCAGUAUAAAGAGACUUCCCAGGAGACUGCAAACCCAAGAAUGAGUUUCAAGGAAAGCAGACUGUGACAUGGAGAGGGAGCAGCUGUCAGGUGCCCCUGCAGGAAUGGGAUCCCACCUUUCUGCUAGCGCCAGUCCCGGUCCAGACGGGGAGGAGGUGAGGGACACUGCAGCCAGUGUUUCUGGGGAACCACCUCUCAGGCCAACACACCAUCACACUGUCUGUGUGGAGGUCUCUGGACUUCACUCGGGGCAGAUAUUACCCUUCACUGUUCCCAAUCCAGAGGAAAUCUGGAGCUCAGAACAUGUGAAGAUGCCGUUCUCAAUUUUCAACAAGCAGACUCUGGUGGUACGUGGACAGCAUGAUCAAGGAAGAGAGGUUAAUCGUUGGGAGGUUAUAAAAGAGGCUUUGAACAGGCCUGACUUCAGAACGGUCAAGGAUUUGAAGAGCGCGAUUACACAGUACAAUCCAAAGUACACCAAGGUGUGGACGUUUAUGGGACUCUGCCAGUACCUGGACCAGAUGCACGGCAGUGAACGGCGGUAUCUGCUGGGGAAGCUUCUUCCACAGAUGGCACACCUGGCUCUGCGGCUGCCAGACUUGUGCCAGAAGCCUAUACCCCUGCUGAGGGUGGGAAUGAAGCACGCCAUCACCAUGUCCCAGGAACAGAUCGCCUGCCUGCUGGCCAACGCCUUCUUCUGCACGUUCCCUCGUCGCAAUUCCACGCACCAUCAUUCCAAGUUCUUCAACUUCCCAAACAUCAACUUCAGCAGGUUGUUUGAGGUAACUUCGCAAAGAACAUCUGAGAAACUGAAGACCAUUUUCUGCUACUUCAGCACGGUUACGGAAAAUAUGCCCAAGGGUCUGGUUACGUUUCAGAGGUGUGGCCUGGAUUCUGCAAUUGAGUGGAAGAGGUCGCAAUGUAAGGUGACCCAACUUCAUGUCACCAGUGAAGGCACCAUAGAGGACCAGGGAAGAGGCAUGUUGCAGGUGGAUUUUGCCUCCCCGAUGGUGGGAGGUGGUGUCCUGGGCCAAGGGCUUGUCCAGGAGGAAAUCCGGUUCCUCAUCAACCCAGAGCUGAUCGUGGCGAGACUCUUCACCGAGAGGCUGGAUGGGACCGAGUGCCUGGUGAUUACCGGGGCUCAGCGUUACAGUGAUUACACGGGCUACAGCGACACGUACCGAUGGGUGAGAUCCCACUGCGACUCAACUCCAAGGGACUCUUGGCUGCGCCGUUGCACAGAAAUAGUGGCCAUUGACGCCAUAAACUUCGGCAACCCCAGGCACCAGUACAAACCUCGCUACUUGGAGAGGGAGCUGACAAAGGCCUACUGUGGAUUUUCACGUCGUGUGAUACCAGACAGGCAGCGGACAGCCAUCGCCACAGGCAACUGGGGCUGUGGAGCAUACGGAGGGGACAUAAAGCUGAAAGCUCUCAUUCAGAUCAUGGCCGCAGCCCAGGCCCAGAGAGACAUGAUGUAUUUCACCUUUGGAAGUAUCGACUCGAUGACGGCCAUAUACAAAAUGCAUCAAUUCUUGCAGAAGAGAAAUGUCACUGUGGGGCAAAUUUACAACCUUCUGGAGAAAUACUCGAGAACAGAUCUUACGAGAAGCCGACAAGACCUUUACAAGUUCAUUCAGGACAAUGUGGACUGCUUAAGGGGGCGAUACUGAUACCUGGAGUGGAACAAAUACCAAAGACUGGGGAGCAAAUCUCAAUCAGAACUCCUCUCUCGAAUCAGCUGGAGAAAGUGAGAAGACAAGUUUUUGUUUUAAGUUGUGGGGAGGAGGAGAAAUGGAGAGAACGGGGAACAUCUGCCUCAUGCAUCUUAGGUUAAGAUGUGCAUGAUGAAUUCUUGGCACAGAGGACUCUCUAAUGGUUAGAGAGCUUCCAUUUGUUAUGCACUGUGCAGAAAAAGGACAAGAAAGGAAAGCAGGAAUGCUGAGCAGCAGUGACAGUUGUAAAGCAAAGUGAGGAUGGAAAUGGAGAAAGAGCUCGCCAUAAUCUGUAAAGCCACCCAUGAUGCCAAAUGAAUAAAAUGUGGUACACGAGACAGAUUUAAGGUUCUGGGCAGGAGAUUUGGCAGUGGGUAGUGAAGGUGAGGGAGAACUCUUAUGUAGCAAGUAGUUAUGGCCUGGAACUCACCACAUAUGGGGCUGGUGGAAGUGAAGACUGAAGAACGAUUCUGGAAGGAAUUUGGAUGGGCACUUGAGGGAAAUAAAUGUGCAGGGUUACACGAGCAGUGCAGAGUAAUGGGAACGGCCGGGUUGCUGGAAGCUGGCGUGGGCUCAGUGCGCAAAAUUAGACACAGCAACGAGAAGGAAAAUUUCUCUUACUCAUUUUGAUAUGCCAAAUGAAAUGCUAUUUCCAUCAGCUAAUCCAGCAGACUGACAAACCCAGUACUUCUAGCAGUCACUCAGACCAGCUGGUGCAGCCUAGAUCAGUAUCUGAUACAGUACCCUACUCCCAUCGGUUGAACAGUUUCGCCAGCAUGUGACACGUGUUACUGCUGAAAAAUUCAAUGGAUAAAUUGAUAAUAAAAUGACCGAACAUUUUCCAGUGUGUAGUAGAUUGGCACUGUGGAAUCAUUUUGGGUUGCUGUUUCCAUUUAACCAAGGGGUUAGUUUCCAAGUUGUGUGUGACCAGCUGCAAAACUAAAUGGUUUCUUUGCCUUCCAUUACACAACCAUCUCCCUGGAGCUGCAGUUAUGUUUUAAGCCCAACAAGAAAUGUAUCUCUUAACACUGCAUUUUCCUUUCUAAACUUCCAAAUUUAAAAAAACCAAUGAUUUUUCACAGAGUGCAAUGUUUUUUUCAAGGAAUAGCUCCAUUUCCAUCACCUUUUUCUUCUGCAGGUUCUUCAGUGAGUUGCCUCCAUCGAGCUCUAUGCUAUUUCCAGCAUUGCCUAUUCUAGGCCCUGUGGACCCUCUACUUCAUCAAGACCAGCCUGGUGAAAGACUCCACGGAUAUUGCAUUUGUAGCUGAGACCCUUGAUCAUACUGUAGUUUUUGAUGGUUCAUCCCCCUCCUCCCCCUCGCCCACUUUGGAAAUUCCAAGCCAACCGCCACAUUUCCGACAACUUUUUCCUCAUAAUCAUCUCAGGUGAAUCUUUAAUAUUUCAAACAGGCCACAUUCUAUUUUUAUUAUCUACUUAACCACUUUACUUGAAGGCUAGCUUCCACAUGCAGGCUAGUGGCACCUAGCUCUUUCCCCUCCGCUCACCAGGAGGUAGAACAGCCGUGGCAACAUCCUGCUGGGAUUCCAUUCAAACUUUGUACCCUCUCCCUCCACCUCAGUCAGUUCACCAGAGGAGGGACACCAAGUGCUCUGACUCCGUGGGCUUUGAACACCAUACCCUCCCCUACACCCCACCCCAGUUUUCUGCACUGUGACUUUCCAGUCUCCUCCUCUUGAUCUACAGCCAUUGAAGUUCUCACUUCUGCCUUUAAGAGUUGAAGGGGUAGAUGCUGGUAGGUUUCCUCUUGAUGGAGGAACUCGGGGGGUCAGGCAGCAUAUGUAGAGGGAAAUGGAUGGUCAACGUUUCAGGUCCCUUCAUCUGGACUGAAAGAUAGUGGGAAGAUAGCCAGUAUAAAGAGAGGAGGGGUGGGUGCGAGGGAGGGGGUGAGGCGAGAACUGGCAAGUGACGGGUGGAUGACCAGGAGGGGCGAUAGGAAGAUGGGGGAGAGGAGAGUGGGAAUAGCGACAGAGGCUGUGAGGUGAGAGGUGGAGGCAGCAAAGGGCUGCAGAUGAUGGAAUCUGAUGGGGGGGGGGAAGGUGGAGCGUGAAGCCAGAUGAGGGAGGUGGGGAGGGCGGAUGGGAGCAGUAGGGGGAGGGGAACCGGUGGGAGAUGUGUGCGGGUGAUGGACAGAUGGAGUGGGCGGAGGAGGGGAAAGAGACAGGUUUACGGAAGGGCUGGGUGAGUGUAGGAGGAACUGGGUAGAUCAGGAUGAGAGAGAAACCUGAGACGUCGACCGUCCGUUUGCCUCCACAGAUGCUGCCCGACAUGCUGAGUUCCUCCAGCAUCUUAUUUGUUGCUUCAGAGUCCAGCAUUUUGUGUCUCCUCUUGCUGAAGUUUAGAACCUGGGAACAUUGUCUCCGGUUAAGAGCUUGGCCAUUUUGGGUUGAGAUAUUUCUUUAAUCAGAGGAAUUAUCUUCUCCCAGAAAGCUAUGGAUGCUUUCAAGACUGAGUUUGAUAGAUUUUUGAACACUAAUCGGAAUCAAGGUGUAUGGUAAACGGACAAGAAAGUGGAUGAGACACAUGAUUAAUCUUGGAGACACAAGAGACAACAGAUGUUGGAAUCAAGAGUGAAAAAUGCUGUUGGAGGAACUCAGCGGGUCAGGCAGCACCUGCGGACAGUCGACAAUUGGGUUGAAACCCUUCAUCUGCACUCGCCCAAAACGUCAACUGUCCAUUUCCCUCCACAGAUGCUGCCUGACCCACUAAGUUCCUCCAGCAGUUUGUUUUUUGCACAGGAUUAGUCUUGGUGUUUUUGAAUGGCAGAGGUAAUUCUUGCUGUAAUGACUCUGCAUCUGCUUUAUCCGACAUUCAUCCAACCUCUCUUCUUGCACAAACACCCAACUGGUCCCAAACUCCCCAUCAUCUCCUGUCCCUUCCCUCCAAGUGAUGAUUUUCAAAACUGAGCAAAGGUCUCCACAGCCUUGGCCCUCUGCACUUCCUCCAGCUGAGUUUCCCAAUUCACAGACUCACUCCUUCUCCGCAACCCACAGCAAUGCCUUAAAGACUCUACCCCCAUA
Pristis pectinata (smalltooth sawfish) is the source of this 5101-nucleotide messenger RNA. RefSeq names its product poly(ADP-ribose) glycohydrolase-like. Gene Ontology annotation, molecular function: poly(ADP-ribose) glycohydrolase activity. Gene Ontology annotation, biological process: carbohydrate metabolic process; nucleotide-sugar metabolic process; regulation of DNA repair. Gene Ontology annotation, cellular component: cytoplasm; nucleus. The transcript is spliced from 16 exons. The coding region runs from base 417 to 2021 and encodes 534 amino acids. The record is from RefSeq and is a predicted model, not a curated record. NCBI's taxonomy places the organism in Eukaryota, Metazoa, Chordata, Chondrichthyes, Rhinopristiformes, Pristidae.